AUGAGUGUCAUCACCACUUCGCAAUCUCCCCCCGUCACCUUCGACAGCAUGGCUGCCGCCAAUUACCAGCAGCAUUAUGCAGCCUCCAUGGAGGACAUCCCGCCCAGAAGCCCCUCGAUCUCUUCCUAUUCCAGCAAUUACAGUCACCACAGCUCUUCGACCGCUACAACUGCCUACUCUGUCGCCUCCCCAACUUCGCCUAAAUCGCCUUCCUAUCGCUUCUUCAGGCAGAACACCCCACCACAGUCGUUGCAGCAGCAACAACAGCAACUCCUCGAACCGGCCAUUAGGCGGAUGCCUGUGGCGGUGUAUGGCUGCAUCUUAAACCAACUCCAGAAUCUGCAUGAGGGUUCUGGCUCCUAUCAGUAUGGCUGUACGACGUGCUUCCAACGUGAUUUGCAUGCCUUGGCCCUGACGAGUCGGUCUUGGGAACGAGCCGUCCGGAGUAAACUUUACAAUCACAUUCAUAUUCUAGGAGCAGACUCACCCUCACAGCUGAAGAAAUUUCGUUUGAAAAGAGGCAGUCGACUCAAGCUCCUACGCCGGACGUUACGUGAGCGGAAACUUCUUGCUAAUCUAGUCCUGGAGUUACGUGUUCCGGAAUUCGAUCUUCUGCCGACUGUGAAUGGUAAAAUAAAUCCUCAGUGGGAAGAGUAUCGUGAUUUGAUUGCUUCGGUUGUCAUGGUGUGCCCGAAUUUGGAAAAUCUUGUUGGCUUCCAUAUGUCUUUUCACCACGAGUUCGAUCGCCUGACAUACGCCUUAUCGACGAGAAAACGUCUGCGGGAACACAAAUGGCUCCUUGGAGAACCGGUAGAUGCCAGUGCAGAACGCUCUCGAAGUGGGUCGCCUCCCAAGACGAAAUUGCUGGACCAACAACAGUCAUUUGAAUUUCUGGAUUAUCAUAUGUCGUGGGGAAACCUGGAAACCCUGAUGCUGCAUUCUCUCAACUCGACCGGCUCUCUCGAACAUGGUAUUUUCCUAAGAAUUUUCAACCGUCUGCCCUCCCUACAACACCUGUGCAUUUCGUCUUUCGACAAUGAUUCUUUCACCGAUCGUACUCUUCAAUUCCUUCCGUCACUUACAUCGCUGAGAUUGGAGAAACUGCGGGGAGUGACCGAUACUGGCAUUGCACAAUACGUUUCACGCCCAGAGGCUCGUAGCCUUAAAUCUUUGUCCUUGAUUGAGCAGAACAUUGGUUCUCUCUUGGCCGUUUCUAAGUUGUUUGCAUCCCUACACAAUCUGGAACGAUUCAGUAUUGUACAGUCGACGGGAACACCUUCUCUGCCAUCAGGUGGUAUGAUCUUCCAACCGAUCCUUGCUUCUGCUUCCCUCAAAUAUCUCCAUUGGGACGUUGUAGGUCCUGAAUCCGCCGCUGGACUCGGCAGGUUGGACUCUUUACCCUUCGUCUUUCCCCACAAGCCAUCAAACUCCCCUAAUUAUCACUUGGCUCAAAGCAUUCUUCAUUCGGGAUUCCCGCGUCUAGGCGAUUUGCGAGCGCCUUCCGAUAUCGAACCUCCAGGCAUUCUCCAAUCCGUUUGUCGACCGGUACCUCGUGGACAAGCCUUGAUUCCGUCAGAUCGAUAUAGCUUGCCGAGAAGCUCUCACGGAUCCGUAAGCAUAAGGCCGAUGGCUUUGCCUGCUGGAAACAAUUUGACGUCAGCACGGAUUCGGGCUCAAACGUUCAUUGACAUGGCUGCUAAGGAUAGCGAAACUGGAAUUAAAGUUCUUGUUACCGACUAUUCCGACUCCUACGUACCCGACAGCAUUGUUGAAUCGCCUUCUGAUGAUGAAUCGGUAGCCGAAAGUGAUCUGUUUGGAGGCUCCUCUCCAUUCGGCGCGAACGUUCAAUGCGCAAACGCGGAAGAAAACUCGGAGUUUCCACGAAAGAUGUAUGAAUUCAGAAUGCCGGCUGUGAUGGGUAUUUUGAAGGGAUCAACAGAUCCGGAAGAUGCAUCAAUACCUCGAUUCAUUCUUCGACCUGACCUCCCUGGCGCCGACUCGGAUGGGGGAUUGUUGGGCUGGAAACAUCUCCUGAGCUCAGAUCUCUCCACCGCCCAGGCCUCGAGCACUGAACACUUAAAACGAAGUGGAAGCGAUCUCAGCAUGGAACAACCCAUGUCGCCAGCUGCCACAUCACGAUUUGCCGGCUGGAGUGGAUUCGGAGGACGAUCCUCAUCUGCUGCGUCGGUCGCAACACCCGCAAGCCCUCCAACCCCAAUCACAUUUUCAUCAACAACCAACCCUCCUUGGGUGCGAGACACUUGCAACGGGGCAUGGAAUUCAGGACGUCCCAAAGACUGGUGGAUGCAUUUCGAGCGCGAACGACAUACGAGUUCCGACAUAAUCGAAACGAAACGAUUCUUCUAA
This is a messenger RNA of Talaromyces proteolyticus, 2367 nucleotides long. RefSeq lists its product as uncharacterized. Lineage: Eukaryota; Fungi; Ascomycota; Eurotiomycetes; Eurotiales; Trichocomaceae. Bases 1 to 2367 code for a protein of 788 amino acids. The record is from RefSeq and is a predicted model, not a curated record. The transcript has 2 exons.